Jatropha curcas is the source of this 2433-nucleotide messenger RNA. Its product is annotated as potassium channel SKOR. Lineage: Eukaryota; Viridiplantae; Streptophyta; Magnoliopsida; Malpighiales; Euphorbiaceae. Gene Ontology annotation, molecular function: voltage-gated potassium channel activity; protein binding. Gene Ontology annotation, biological process: potassium ion transport; transmembrane transport. The record is from RefSeq and is a predicted model, not a curated record. Gene Ontology annotation, cellular component: membrane.
CCUAUUACAAUUAUCACCGUUGUGGCUGUAACUAAAUCAAAAAAUCUCAUUCAUCGAUAUGAUUUGCUCAAAGACACAAAUAAUCACUCAAAUGCGUUCAACUUGUGAAAAACUGAAAUCUUCACUCAAUUUGCAACUCAAAAUGAAGCUUCCGGACCAAAAUCACUUGUCAACGACCGAUGGAGCCGUGGCCUGUUCCGUAUCCCAUUGCCAUGGCGGUCGUCGGUUUCUGACCUCGACCAUACUUAUAAGUGUGUCUCUUCCCCAGGAGCUCAUUGGUACAUUACGCUCUCUAACUCUUCCUAGUUUCUCACCUUAACUUUUUAAUGUUCUUCUCCGGCGAGUUUCUCGCCAAAAUAAGGCGUGGGAGUGGUUUUUACGAGUUUAUAAGGACUGUGAUGUGAUUGGUGCCAGGAGUUGCAGACAAUGGAGGCUUGUGGGAGAAAAGAGGCAGCCAGGUACAUGCUAUGGAUUAGGCUAAGUCGGGCCUGCAGAGUGACAGAAUUUUUUGAGAGAUUGGAGAAGGAUAUCAGGAUCAAUUACCUUUUCACUAGGAUUGUAAAACUUCUUGUUGUUGAACUCUAUUGCACACAUACAGCUGCCUGCGUAUUUUACUAUCUUGCUACUACUUUGCCUCCUUCUGAGGAAGGUUCCACAUGGAUAGGAAGUUUACAGAUGGGUGACUAUCACUAUUUAAACUUUAGGGAAAUUGAUCUCUGGAAACGUUAUGUAACAUCACUCUAUUUUGCAAUUGUUACCAUGGCAACUGUUGGAUAUGGAGAAAUACAUGCAGUUAAUGUCAGGGAAAUGAUUUUUGUCAUGAUUUAUGUAUCCUUUGACAUGAUUCUUGGUGCUUAUCUGCUUGGUAACAUGACUGCAUUGAUUGUAAAAGGAUCAAAGACAGAAAAAUUCAGAGAUAAAAUGACUGAGCUCAUCAAAUAUAUGAAUACAAAUAAUCUAGAAAAGAGCAUAAGUAAUGAGAUCAAAGGUCAUCUAAGAUUACAAUAUGAUCGCAGCUACACUGAAGCUGCUAUGCUUCAGGAUAUUCCAGUUUCUAUUCGCGCGAAGAUUUCGCAGAAAUUAUAUGAACCUUAUAUUAAAGAAGUUCCUCUUUUUAAGGGAUGCUCUUUGGGAUUUAUUAAGCAGAUUGGAAUCAAGGUCCAUGAAGAAUUUUUUCUUCCUGGAGAAGUAAUUAUAGAACAGGGUCAUGUGGCAGAUCAACUUUACGUUGUUUGUCAUGGUAAAUUGAUCAUGGAGGAAGUUGGAAAAGGAGAAAAUGAUGAGAUUGAAGAGUUUCCUAUGCGUCUGCAAACCUAUAGUUCAUUUGGUGAAGUUUCUUUUCUUUGCAACACUCCUCAGCCAUAUACAAUUCGAGUUCGGGAACUCUGCAGGGUUUUGCGACUUGAUAAACAAUCAUUUAUAGAGAUCCUUGAGAUAUACUUCUCUGAUGGACGAAUAAUGUUGAAUAACCUGCUUGAGGGAAAGGACUCCAAUCUACAGAAGGAAAUAUUGGAGUCAGAUGUCACUCUUUACAUUGAAAAGUCUGAAUCAGUUCUUGUUACAAGAUUAAAUUGUGCUGUAUAUGACGGAGAUUUUUAUCAUCUGAAACGUUUGAUUAGAGCAGGAGCGAAUCCUAACAAGACAGAUUAUGAUGGAAGGUCACCUUUGCACAUUGCUGCAUCUAAAGGAUAUGAAGAUAUAACACAUCUUCUAAUUGACCAUGGAGUGGAUGUCAACCUGUCAGAUAAGUUUGGAAACACUCCCUUGCUUGAAGCUCUCAGGAAUGGGCAUGAUGAAGUAGCUUCCUUGCUAGUUAGAGCAGGGGCAACACUGGCAAUUGAUGAUGCUGGUGGUUUUCUUUGUAUGACAGUUGCAAAGAGAGAUUUGGGUCUCUUGAAAAGGGCUUUGGUGAAUGGAGUUAAUCCAAACGCCAAAAAUUUUGAUUUCCGAACACCACUUCACAUUGCUGCCUCAGAAGGAUUGUACCCAAUGGCAAGUUUACUUCUAGAAGCAGGAGCAAGUGUUUUGGCAAAGGAUAGAUGGGGGAAUACCCCACUUGAUGAAGCUCGUGUAGGCGGCGAUAAGAAUCUUAUCAAGUUGCUUGAGGCUGCAAGAAUUUCUCAGAUGUCUGAGUUCUUUGAUUGUCCUGGCCAGAUAAAAGUGCCAGGCUAUUCUCAAUAACAUCCACGACAUGAUGCGAAUGAUAUGGAAUUCCCAGUUACAGCAGUAUUUUUAAAAGUUGUAUGAGUUGGACAUAAACUGUACUGUAGAAUGAUAAUGGCCUUUGUUCCCUAAUCUUUAUACACCAAGAAAGAAAGAAAGCAAAAAACAUAAUUACUGCUUUAUCUUAGUUCUGUAGAACCAAAAUCUUUGUCCACUAUUUGCCAUUUUCCAUUUCUUUAUAGUCCAAUUCAUUCCCCAGUUUUUCUAUCA